This is a messenger RNA of Meyerozyma guilliermondii ATCC 6260, 807 nucleotides long. Its product is annotated as ubiquinone biosynthesis protein. Gene Ontology annotation, cellular component: mitochondrion. The transcript has a single exon. The coding region runs from base 1 to 807 and encodes 268 amino acids. The record is from RefSeq and is a predicted model, not a curated record. Gene Ontology annotation, molecular function: protein-containing complex binding. Lineage: Eukaryota; Fungi; Ascomycota; Pichiomycetes; Serinales; Debaryomycetaceae.
AUGACAAUACUUAAAACUAUUGGUGUUUUUGGUGGCUCCGGCUUUGUGGGAAGGAGUAUUUGCAAGAAAGGGGUUCAACUAGGCUACAAUGUGAUAGGAUUCUCUCGUUCAGGCAAACCGACGGGAAUUCAGGGUGCUUGGGUCGAUAAAGUGAACUGGCACAAGGCUGAUAUUUUUGAUCCUUCGACAUACGAAAACCAAUUGAAAGACAUAGAUGUGGUGGUCCAUAGUAUGGGGUUGUUGUUCGAGAACCAAGCCUACAAAAAAACCAUAAAUACUAAUUUCAAUUUUCUCAACGACAUUCAAAAUUUGGCCAGUGUCAUGAGAGGUGCCAAUCCAAUGACCAAAGGUCAACACGAUUCAUACGAAGCUAUACAGCGAGACUCUGCGGUGAUCCUUGCCGACGCUUUCUUGGAAGCUAGAAAAGAAAAAAUGAAACCAAAGCCAACUUUUGUCUACAUCUCUGCUGAUCAAAAAAUGCCAAUUGUACCGGAGGCUUAUAUAGACACGAAGAGAGAGGCGGAGUUUGAAUUGUCGUGCAAGCCUGGGCUUCGGAGCAUCAGUUUGAGACCUGGUUUUAUGUAUGACAGUGAGCUGCAACUGCUCAAUGCUCGCGCUUUACUCAAGACAUUGUUGAGUCUUGGGUACGGAGUCAAAAACGCUGUUUUGGGAGAUAAUGUUUCUUAUAUCAAUAACUUGAUACGGCCUCCGGUCUCAGUGCAGCAAUUGAGCCUGACGCUCUACGACAAGGUGGAAAAAGAGGAGUUUGAUGGCACGGUUUUGUUGGAGGAGAUUCGCGAGUAUUGA